Hydra vulgaris (swiftwater hydra) is the source of this 456-nucleotide messenger RNA. Lineage: Eukaryota; Metazoa; Cnidaria; Hydrozoa; Anthoathecata; Hydridae. The record is from RefSeq and is a predicted model, not a curated record.
AUGCCGCAUGUAUUUUUAGAACUAAAACAGCUCAGUGAAGUUAGUUCUGAUGAACAACAAAUAAAACAGCUCUGUGAAGUUAGUUCUGAUGAACAACAACUAAAACAGCUCAGUGAAGUUAGUUCUGAUGAACAACAACUAAAACAGCUCAGUGAAGUUAGUUCUGAUGAACAACAACUAAAACAGCUCAGUGAAGUUAGUUCUGAUGAACAACAACUAAAACAGCUCUGUGAAGUUAGUUCUGAUGAACAACAACUAAAACAGCUCAGUGAAGUUAGUUUUGAUGAACAACAACUAAAACAGCUCAGUGAAGUUAGUUCUGAUGAACAACAACUAAAACAGCUCAGUGAAGUUAGUUUUGAUGAACAACAACUAAAACAGCUCAGUGAAGUUAGUUCUGAUGAACAACAACUAAAACAGCUCAGUGAAAUUCUGAUGAAAAUAUUGAUAGUUUAA